Apus apus (common swift) is the source of this 3451-nucleotide messenger RNA. RefSeq names its product transport and golgi organization 6 homolog (gene TANGO6). The transcript has 17 exons. Gene Ontology annotation, biological process: protein secretion. Bases 32 to 3265 code for a protein of 1077 amino acids. Lineage: Eukaryota; Metazoa; Chordata; Aves; Apodiformes; Apodidae. The record is from RefSeq and is a predicted model, not a curated record.
GCCGUUUCUGCUCCCAGCGCGCCGCGCCGGCAUGGCGGCGGGCAGCCCCGCGCCUCCCGCCCGCGAGCUGGCGGUGCCGGAGCCGGGCCCGGGGCUGGAGCAGCUGGUGGAGGCGCUGGAGCUGCUGCUGCUGCCGCCCGCCGGCCCCGCCGAGCCCGGCCCGGAGGCCCCGCUGCCACCGGAGACGCUGCGCAGCAACGCGGCGGCGCUGGAGGAGCGGCUGCGGCGGGCGCCGGGCUGGGCGGGGCUGCGCGGGCUGCGCCUGGCCGUGCUGGCCCGGGCCCCCGCGCUGGCGGCCGGGGCGGCGGCGGCCGAGCCGGGCUGGGCGGCUGCGUGCGGGCUGCUGGCGCUGCUGCUGUGCCUGCGGGACCGCCUGCUCGCUCUGGCCGGCGCCGCCCCCGCCGCCCGCCGGGCCGGGCCCGAGGCUGCGCCCGCGCCCGCGGCCGACACGCUGAGCGUGGCCCAGAGCCGGGCGGUGGGGCGGGCGCUGCGGGCCGCCCUGGGGCUGGGCUUGGUGCCCUACCUGCCGCCGGGCGUGGGGCAGCGCCCGGGACCCCCCGCCCCGGCCCCGCCGGCCGCGUCCGGGGCCCGGCUCUACGCGGCCGCAACCACCCUGGCCGAGCUGGCCCAGCACCCCGCGCUGGGUCCCCUGCUCCUCACCCGCCACCUCGGCCUCCUCCUCGCCAGCCUCUGCCUGCUGGGCCACGGCCCCGCCGCCCGCUGCCAGGGUGUUUCGGAAGCGGAGCGAGCGCGGUGCCGGGAGACCCUGCGGCACAUCCUAGACCAGGUCUACCAGCCGCUGGCGGUGCGGGAACUGCUCGUCCUGCAGGGACGGCCCAAGCAGAGUCCUCCCUCUCCUGGGGAAGAAACAAAGCCGGCCCUGGCGCCAGCUCCGGCCUGGCUGCGGCGCCUUUGUGGUCAGCUGCUCUCCGAGAGGCUGAUGAGACCCAACGGGGUCCAGGCUGUGGUUCGGGGCAUCAUGGAGGGAACAGGCGCAGGUGGUGCUGGUGCUGAAGCAGCAGCUGUGGACUGGAGAAAAUGCGAUGCGGUGGCAAAGAUCCUGGCGUCCUGCCCGCAGCAGUGCCUUUCCCUCAAGGACUACUACUGCCUGGUGUGCCCCCAGAUUCUGGACAUGCUGCACAUCCAGGACAAGCUGACAGCACGCCAGUUGCAGCGCGUGGCCACCAGCACUCUGCUCACCAUGGCGAGGGGGCAGCCUGGGCUGGCAGAGCAGCACCUGCUCCGGCCCCUCCUGGAGCCGCUGCUGCGCUGCUCCGCGCCCGCAGAGCUGGCAGUGGGGGACUUCCCAGCGGGGACUGUGCUGGUGACAGAGGCAGAGCUGGGCAGCUGUGUGGAAGACGUGCUCAAGGUGUAUGUGGUUGGGAAUGACAGCUCGAGCCUGCUGCUGGGAUCCUUACAGUCAGUCCUGGGAGUGGUUUUUUCCCUCUAUUCCUUCGCCAAGCAGAAUGUGUCAUACUUACGCUCUCUGUGCCAGGAGAUCCUGCUGUGGUUCUUGGAGAAGUCGGAGCGAGAGGCGUCGCUGGCCGUGCUGGAAGGCCUCGUGGGGCUGCGCGGCAGCGUGUCCGCCCUGCACCCGCGGUGCCGCUUCCGCCUGGGCAGCGAGGGUGGUGCCGCCAUCGUGGUGGAGGAGACCAUCAGUGAUGAAGAUGAGGCCCUCUACCAGAAGGUUUCCUCAGAACAGUGCCGUGUGGAGAACUUGGUGGAGCUCCUGUCUCACUGCCAGGAGAGUGGUCUAGCUGGAGACUUCUUCAUCCGCUGCUUGAAGGCGCUGACCCACGUGGCUGUGGAGGACGAGGCAGCUGCGGAAUCUGCUGCGGAGCCUGGAGGGAGUCUUCUGGAGCUGGAGCAGUACCGUGCCAGGCAGGGGAGGAAGCUGCUGGUCCUGCAGCUCGUGGCCACGCUGUGUGAGAGCGUCUCAGACACCGUGUUCACAGACAUUGCUCAGGUGGAGGAGUUUGUGGCAGCCACACUGCAGCGGGCCUGCCUCAGCCCAGCACGGGGGCCCGGCGCGGCGGCGGAGGCGCAGACCCUCGCCAUGGCCAUGGGGCUGGUGGCCGCCAUGCUCGGCGGAGCCGUCCAGCUGCAAUCCAGUGACUUUGCCGUGCUGAAGCGGCUGGUGCCGUUGCUGGAGGAGCUCUCCCAGACCUACCCUGAGCCCCUCACCCAGGAGCUGGCCACAGACCUGCGUGUGGCCAUCUGCACCCACGGGGCCGUCACUCCCGGCACGCUGGGCGCUGCUGCUGGCAGUGUGCUAGGCAAGAAACCAGGCACGGGAGCACAGAGUCCUGCUGGCAGUCCUGGUGGAGCCCCGAGCCCAGGAGGUGGCCGGGCACCAUCACGGCACAGCCGCAGCAGUCCCUCAGCUCCCAGGGAGAAGAGCGAAGAGCAGAGCUUGAGCUGUGAGCCCUGCGCCGUGGGCCCUGCUCCAGCCCCAUGCACUGACAGCCUGGCUCCUGUGGGGCUCCAGGAGCUCCUGGUGUCAGCCUAUGACCCCCAGCCCUCCGGCCGGGCAGCCGCUCUGCGCCACCUCGCCAGGCUCAUCACCCAGCGGGAUCCGGAGGCUCUUCGGCUUCAGGAAAAACUCCUCCAGGUGUUCCUGGAGAACGUGCAGCACGAGGAUGCCUUUGUCUACCUCUCGGCCAUCCAAGGUGUUGCCCUGCUCUCCAGCAAAUACCCAGAGCAGAUUCUGCCUGUCCUGCUGGCACAGUACGAGUGCCCAGCACAGGGCACAGAGGACACCACGGCCACUGUCACCAGGAUGAAGCUGGGUGAGGUGCUGAUGCGUGUCAUCCAGGCACUGGGGGACAUGGUGUUCAAGCACCGGGAGCCGCUGGUGCGGGCCCUCCUGCGGGGCGCGCGGGCCCCUGACAGCUCCCUGCGGGCCAGCAGCCUCUCCAACCUGGGCGAGCUCUGCCAGCGCCUCGGCUUCCAGCUGGGCUCCAUCGUCCAGGAGGUCACCUCCUGCUUGACAGCCAUAGCCAAGAGAGACCCUGAGGCAGAGGUGCGACGAGCUGCUGUGCAUGUGGUGGUUCUGCUGCUGCGGGGGCUCAGUGAAAAGGCCACUGAGGUGCUGCAGGACGUCCUGCGGGACCUUUACCGCCUGCUGAAGCACGUGGUGGUGGCCGAGCCCGACGGCACAACGGUGCUGCACGCCCAGCUGGCGCUGGAGGAGCUGGACACUGUGAUGAGGAGGGUCCUCUUCCCCCCCCAGACACUGGAGAAAAAGAUCGUGGUGCUGCCGUAGCGGGGACAUGGCAAUGAACUCUUUUUGCUCUGGCACUGGGGACACGCGGCUCCCCUCAGGGACGAGUUCGCUGUGCUCCUGGGAAUGCCACCCAUGGGUGCUAAGCUGGGGAGGAAACUGCAGUCCCCCGUGCUCCCCAGGGCAGAGGGUCUUGCUGGGACAGGGGAUUAAACAGAGACAUGCUGA